AUGGACUUGGAUUUGGUAGCUCGCAAUGUGGGACACUUAAAACUCAUCAAUUCCUUUCAUGGGUCUCGGGUUUCUUUGAGAAGGGAAGCUGCGAGAGAUGAUGAGAAAGUGGUUUGGGAACUGGAACUGGAAGUUGGUGGUUCCAAAGACAAUGAUGGGGUAACAGUGGGUCUGAAUGCAAAACCAUGGAUCCUUAAAUGGGACGAAAUUUCAAGCCCAAUUAGUGCUCGAAUUUUCGAACUUUGUGACACUGAAUUGUUCCAAGAGACUCUGCAGAACUUUGAGGGUACCUCCAACUCAAAUUGUGGCCAUGAAGAAAAUUCAUCAUAUACCACAAAUAUAUCUCUAGCUUUAGAUGUAGACAAUAAGAUCAAUAGCAAUAGCAAUAUAGUCACCACCCCAUCUAGUAAUAUUGCAACCACUACCAACACCAACACCAACAACAACACAACAAAAAGCAGUAACAUGUGUAUUAUCUUUGACUCCCAAGAAGAAAUUGAUAAUGACACCUCUGCCUCCAUAGACUUCUCAUCAUCUCCAGCUUUUGUUGUUCCCCUACUUCUUCCAAUCACAACAACUCAGCAGGAACAAUUUGAUUUCUAUUCAUCAUCAGGUUCAGUUUUGAAGGGUCUCUCUCAGUAUCCCACUAAUCCUGUUGUAGCACCACUUAUUGGGGCUCCAUUAUCAUCUGUUUUUGAAGAUGAUUGCAUAUCUUCAAUCCCUUCUUAUGUGUCUCUUAACCCUUCAUCUCCUUCUUGCUCUUAUCUCAGUCCUGGCUUAGGAGUAUCAUACAUGCCUCCUAGGCCACUUAAUACUGCUGAAAGUUCUGGGUUAUUUGGUGGGAGCAUUCUACUUGGUUCUGAACUGCAGACACAAGAAUUGGAUUACCAAGGAGAAAAUGGUGGAAUAUGUUGUACAGAUUCAAUUCAGAGGGUGUUUAACCAACCAGACCUUCAGGCAUUUGGUUCUGAGAGUCAGAAACUGGUAGCUGGGGCUGGGAGUUCUGCCACUUUGGCACCAGAAAUCUCAAGCUUGGAGGACUCUACCUUAAAGGUUGGAAAACUUUCUGUUGAGCAAAGGAAAGAGAAGAUUCAUAGAUACAUGAAGAAGAGAAAUGAAAGAAAUUUCAGCAAGAAAAUCAAGUAUGCAUGCCGCAAAACAUUGGCAGAUAGCAGACCCCGAGUUAGAGGAAGGUUUGCAAAGAAUGAUGACUUUGCAGAGAGUCAUGGACCAGCUUGUAGCAAUCAUGAAAAAGAAAUAGUUAUGAAAGAAGAUGAUGAUAUGGUGGAUUCCUCAGAUAUCUUUGCCCAUAUCAGUGGGGUGAACUCCUUCAAAUGCAACUAUUCCAUCCAAUCUUGGAUUUGA
This is a messenger RNA of Gastrolobium bilobum, 1365 nucleotides long. Its product is annotated as two-component response regulator-like PRR37. Lineage: Eukaryota; Viridiplantae; Streptophyta; Magnoliopsida; Fabales; Fabaceae. Gene Ontology annotation, molecular function: protein binding. The record is from RefSeq and is a predicted model, not a curated record. The coding region runs from base 1 to 1365 and encodes 454 amino acids. Gene Ontology annotation, cellular component: nucleus. Gene Ontology annotation, biological process: regulation of flower development. The transcript has 5 exons.